Molecule: messenger RNA, 7249 nt
Organism: Manis pentadactyla (Chinese pangolin)
Lineage: Eukaryota; Metazoa; Chordata; Mammalia; Pholidota; Manidae
Product: zinc finger protein 264-like
Exons: 4
Coding region: 225-2654 (809 amino acids)
Biological process (GO): regulation of immune system process; negative regulation of transcription by RNA polymerase II; regulation of cytokine production
Source: RefSeq, a predicted model, not a curated record
GACUUUCAGCCACUCCUGUUUGCUCUCACAGAUCAUCCUGGAAGGGGAAAGCCACCCAGGAAGCCGAGGAUCUGGUUCCGCGAACCUGCACUUUGCCCCAUCCAGGGCUGAUGGCCCUGCCUCCCGAGCCUCAGUUUCCCUCCGGCAUAGGAUGGACGCUCCCACGUCUUCCCCUUGGCUCCCCUGAAGUCGAUUCACUGUAAAAAAUCAGGUCUGGGCCCGGGAUGGGCACCUUAAAUCGGAGGAAGACUUCCCGGUUCAGGGGUUCUUCGCGUCUUUGGGAAGAAAGGAGAAACUACGUUACCCAGAAAGCCGUGCGCCGCGUGUCGGACGGCCCGCGGAGGGGGCGUUUCCGGAGGCUUCCCACGGGGGCGGGACUUCCGAGUUGCUCUCCGCGGACGCCAUUUGCCUCUCCGGCCCGGUCUCGGCGGCCUGCAGUCGCCGGGUGCUGGGCCCGCGCCGCUUCUCUGGCCUUUCGUCGGCGCAGAGCCGAGAAGGGGAAUAAGAAUCACCUUCGUGCGUCACACGGCCCGGGACUCUCUGUACCGGGCGCGUCCCCUGUUCGCCCGUCGCGCCGCGCGGCCUCUGCGGGGCCUCCGCGCCCGCCCUGCGUCCCCGCCGCUGCCAAGGGCGGCGCCCUGGGUCCCGUGCGCCUUCCGCUGCGGCUCGGAGUGCGGCGGUCCGCCGAGGCCGCCUGGCCAGGGCAGGGCGGAGGGAGGUCGGCAGGCCGCCCGGUACUCGCCUGUCCCAGCUCGCUCGGCCCUCAGGGUCCUGUGAUGGCGGCGUCGCCGGCGCGGCGGACGGAGGUGUCCGUGACCUUCGAUGAUGUGGCCGUGACCUUUACCCGGGAGGAGUGGGGGCAGCUGGACCCAGCCCAGAGGACCCUCUACCAGGAGGUGAUGCUGGAAAACUGUGGGCUCCUGGUGUCCCUGGGCUGUCCUGUUCCCGGACCUGAGCUGAUGUACCAGCUGGAGCACGGGCAGCGGCUGUGGCCGCUGAAGAAAGGCCUCCCUCAAAGCGCCUGUGCAGGUGACAAAGGAAAAUCCAAGACCACAGAAUCUACCACUUGUGAGCCAGCCCUGUCUGAAGGAGCCUCACUCCAGCUAACACAAGAAGCCCCCGGGGACUCCUGGCUGAGGCAGACCAGGGAUCAGGCUGGGCCACUGGGAAUGCAAGAAGGACACUUGAGAUCAAGGUCAGAGCCCCAAAGGGAGAGGCUCCCUCAGAGAACAAGCCCCAAACAUGGCGGCUCAGGGGCAGCAGAUGGUGUGUGUUCAGGGAAUGUCCCAGAGCCAGUGCCCCGAGGACAUGCUGUCCAUGACAGUGACUCCUGUGGAUCGGGUAAAGAUCCCGUGAUGCAGGAAGAGGAAAAUACCUUUAAAUGCAAUGAGUGUGGGAAAGUUUUUAACAAGAAACACCUUCUUGCUGGACAUGAAAAGAUUCACUCUGGAGUGAAGCCCUACGAAUGCAGAGAGUGUGGGAAAACAUUUAUUAAGAGCACACACCUCCUCCAGCACCACAUGAUCCACACAGGGGAGAGGCCCUAUGAGUGCAUGGAGUGUGGGAAGGCCUUCAACCGCAAGUCAUACCUUACACAACACCAGCGGAUUCACAGUGGCGAGAAGCCUUACAAGUGCAGUGAAUGUGGAAAGGCCUUCACCCACCGCUCCAAUUUUGUCUUACAUAAAAGGAGACACACUGGAGAAAAAUCCUUUGUCUGCAAAGAAUGUGGGCAGGUCUUUCGCCAUAGGCCUGGAUUUCUUCGACACCACAUCAUCCACAGUGGUGAGAAUCCCUAUGAAUGCUUUGAGUGUGGCAAGGUCUUCAAACACAGGUCAUACCUCAUGUGGCACCAGCAGAGUCACACUGUGAAGAAGCCCUAUGAGUGCAGUGAGUGUGGGAAAGCUUUCUGUGAGAGUGCAGCCCUCAUUCACCACUAUGUCAUUCACACUGGGGAGAAGCCCUUUGAGUGCCUCGAGUGUGGGAAGGCCUUCAACCAGCGGUCAUACCUCAAGAGGCACCAGCGCAUUCACACUGGGGAGAAGCCUUUUGUGUGCAAUGAAUGUGGCAGGGCCUUCACCCACUGCUCUACUUUUAUCUUGCACAAAAGGACCCACACUGGAGAAAGACCUUUUGAGUGCAAAGAAUGUGGGAAAGCCUUUAGCACUAGGAAAGACCUCAUUCGACACUUCAGUAUCCACACUGGGGAGAAGCCCUUUGAGUGCAGGGAGUGUGGGAAAGCCUUCAACCGCAGGUCAGGCCUCACGAGGCACCAGCGGACUCACAGUGGAGAGAAGCCCUAUGAAUGCAUGGAGUGUGGGAAAUCCUUCUGCUGGAGCACAAACCUCAUUCGCCAUGCCAUUAUCCACACUGGAGAGAAGCCCUUUAAGUGUAAUGAGUGUGGAAAGGCCUUCAGUCGCACCUCAUCCCUCACGCAGCAUCAAAGGGUUCAUACUGGGAGAAACCCUGUCAGUGUAACAGAUGUGGGAAGACCCUUCACAAGCGGGCAGUCCUCAGUCACCCUCCGAGAACUCCUUUUGGGGAAAGACUUUUUGAGUGUAAACACUGAGGGAAAGCUUUUGCCGGAGAAAACAUCAGCCACAGCAUCUGAUCGUACAUACCAAAGAGAAACUCCACGGGUAUCUUCACACUGAGAAAACCUAUCACAGAUUAUCAGUAGUCACAUCGUAGAGAUUGUCUCAACCUAGAGCCUUAUUCUACAUCUGGGAAUUCAUCCAGGAGGGAGAGACCACUGUUUAUUGUGCACUAAGUGAAACCUUUAGCUGCAUUUUUCUCCUUAGUUUACACAGCAGUGUUAUCUCAGGAAUUUUUUUAAAAAGAGGUGGAAACUUAGAAAACAAACAAAACAGUUUCUUUGAGACUUCUCUGUCUAGUUUAUUGCACUUUGUCGUGGACUCCUUGGUUUACUUGAGACUGGCAGAUAAUGUCUCAGAGGCCAGGGGCCUGACCCUUUAUAUGUCUUGUGUAUACAUUCAUUGCUUUGCCGUGUCAGGAGACUUAGGGCAGGUAUUUUAAGGAGAUUAGAUACCCAUAUGAAUGGGCACAUGUUACUGCACCAGUUAAAACUGCUUAAGGCUCUCAAAAAAACAACUGUUCUUUCAUGGUUUUAAGCAUCACUCAGACACUCUUGAUCUAAUCUGUUGUUUACUUCAGUAGCUAUACAGUAAAUCUUAAAAUUGGAUAAAGUGAUUCCUCUAUUAUUUAUAUUGUUUUGCUUUACUAGUUCCUUUUGUUUUUCCAUAUAAGUCUUAGGAUGCAACGGAUCUUGCUCACAUUUUUAUAAAAAUUGAUUUACAUUUGUAGAUCAGUUGAGUUAGCAUCGUGAACACAGUACAUGGUGUGCUUUAAGUAAUUCUUGAUAAUUUUAUUACCAUUUCAUAACUCAGCGUACAGUUUUGGUAACAUUUUUAAAGAUUUUAUCUAGGUUGGGUGGGUUUUUUUUUUUUUUUUAGUCAUCAUACAUGACGUUGACUUCCAAACUUUAAUUUUCCACGUGAUCUUUAGUAGUAUACAGAAAGAUAAUUGGUUUUUGGAUGGUAUUUUGGUAUACUGCAAUCUUGCUGAACCCACUUAUUUCCAGCCAUUUCUUUGGAAAGAGCCCUUGGGAUUUUGUUCAUAGAUAUGUCAGCUGCAAAUAGUUUUAUUUCUUUCUUCCCUUCUCUGGAUCUGUUACUUCCUUUCUUACUGCACUAUCUAGGGCUUCCAAUAGUAAUGAAGGAUAUCCUUGGCUGAUUCCUUGUAUUAUGGGGGAAAUGUUCAGUUUUUGUCAAGUACAAUGUUGUUAAGUUUUUCCCAAAGUUCAUUAACAAGUUUAGAAAGUUUCUGUUCUUAAUUGGCUGUGAUUUUUUUGUUAGGAAUGAAUGUUGGCUUUUGUCAAAUACCCUCCAUCAGCUAAUGUGAUCAUUUGCUUUUUCUUCUAAAGCCUGUUUAUAUGAUGUAUUGUAUUGAUUCAGUUUUGAAUAUUGAACCAGCUUUGCAUCUUUGGAAUAAACCUACUUGGCUGUGGAGUGUCAGUUGUUUCAUAUAUCAAAUAUUAAAUCAUUCCAUUUCGUUGUAUUUCCUUGAAUUUUUCCUCUAAUUUCUUGGUUGGUGUGUAGUUCUCACUUUUUUUUGUUUCUUUUUAACUACUGUCAUUGUCUGGCUUUGGUGUCAAGGUAAUAGUGGCCUCCCAAGUUGAGUUGGGAGGUAUUGUUCCCUGUUUUUUAGGAAGUCUGUAAUUGUUUUUGUUAUUUCCAUGUUUGAUAGCAUUCUCCAUUACCAAUUGGACCUUGAGACUUUUCUUUUGGAUUCUUUUAAAUCACUUGGUGUAAGUAUGGAGCUAUUCAGGGUAUCUGUUUCAUAUUGGACAAAUUGGAUAGUAUCUCAAGGAAUUGUUCCAUUUCAUCUAAAUUUUCUAACUUGUAGACUUGUUUGAAGUAUUCUGCUGUUUUUAAUUUCAGCAGGAUCUGUACUUACAUCCCAUUUUAUUCCUGGUUUUGGAAGUAGGUCAACUAUUUUUAUCUUUGUCAGUGUUUUUAGGCAUUCAUUAGUUUCAUUGAUCAAUUUGAAGAAUCGGCACUUUAUUUCAUUGAUUUCUAUUUGUGUUCUUAAUUUCACUGGUUUUGUCUUAGGAUCUUUGUUAUGUCUUCUACUUUGGUUGUAUUUUUCUUCAGUUUUUCGAGGUGAUUGUUGAAUUUUUUUUCUUUUCUAAUGUAAACACUAAAGUACUACAAAGUUCCCUCGCCUCAUUGUUCUAGCUUCAUUUUGCAAGUUUUAAUUACAAGUUUUAAUUCACUGAGUUCUAAGUAUUUCUUCAUUCCUUUAGAGACUUCCUCUGUAACCCAUGGAUUAUUUAGAAGUACAUUGUUGAGUUUCCUAAGUAUUGGUGUUAUUCAGAUCUUCUGUAUCCUUGCUGACCUGUCUAGUAUUUUUGUCAGUUACGGAGAGGGGUGCUGAAGUCCUGGAGUGUAACUGUGGAAUUGUCCGUCCCUCUAAGUUCUGUCAGUUUCUGCUUCAAGGAUUUCAAACCUGUUUGGGGCAUAUACAUUUAGUAGUACUACAUCAUCUUGGUGUAUUGACCCUUUCUUUGAUAGUUACAUGUCUUUUUAUCACUUCCUCUUGUUACCUUUAAAGCAUACUUUGAUAUUAAUGUAGUCACUACUGCAUUUUGUUUAUAUAUUUAAUUUUUCCAUAAAUAACUUUAUUUUCAACCUUAUCUGUAAUAUUACAUUUGAAGUUUCUUGUAACAACCUAUAGUUAGUUGGCUUAUACUCUCUCCUCCAUUCUGCCACUUUUUAAAAUUGGUAGAUUUAUUUAGGUCAUUUAAAUAUAAAAUAAUAGAUGUGUUAGAGCCUUAAGCAUACCACUUUGUGAUUUGUUUUUUUGUUUGUGUUCUCUUUAUAUAGUUCCUCUUGUUUUCUGGUUGUUUUGUUGUUUUGGUGGGGGCUUUCCAGGGAGGGGUCUGUCUUGGGUUACUUCGGCGUUUUUUAUUAGAGUUCCAUUUGAUACCUUUGUUAAGUAUGUCUUAAUUUUUUUUACCAAGGUAUUGCGUAUACGUAACACAGUCUAACAUUAUCAGCAUUUUAGCACUUUGAUGUAUAUAAACCUUACUUGCAUUCUUCUUUAUAUUCCCCAAUCUUAAUGUAGUUGUUCCAAGUAUUUUCUCUUCAUACACUGAGCACUAUAUUGGAUGUGGUUGUAAUUUUUGCCUCAGCUGUCAACCAUUUUUUUACAAAAUUCAUAAAAAGCAUAAGUCUGUUUGCCUCUACUUUUUCCCAUUCCAUUGUAGUUUCUCCUAGUAACCUUUCCCUUCUGUUUGGCAGAUUACAUGUAGCCUUUCUUCUAAGAUAGGUCUUCUGUUGACAUAUUUUUGUUUCCUUCAUCUAAAAAUGUCCCCUUCUCUUCCCAAAGGUAUUUGUAUGGGAUGUAAGAUUGGGGAUCCACAGUUCUUUCAGUACAACAAAACCCGUUACCUCCUGUCUUGAGUGGUUUCAGACGGGAAACCUGGUGCCAUUCAGCCCAUUGUUUCUCUCUCUGUAGUGCAUCCUUUCUGUCAAGGGCUUUCAAAGUUUUUUUCUUUGUCUAGAGUAUUCAGAGGUUUGAUAAUGAUGUUAUGGCAUGGGAUUUUGGGGGUUUAUACUGUUUGAUAUUUGUCCAGCUUUUUGUAUCUGUAAGUGUAUGGCCUUUGCCAAAUUUGGCGAGUUUUCCAUAAGUCUGUCUCCAAAUAGCUUUUCAGCCCUCUUUCCUUUCCUUCGGGGACUUGAGCGUGUCGUUCUGGGUGCGGCUCCUUCCUGCUCUCUUCUUUUUCCCAGUCUGUUUUCGCCGUUGCUCAGAUUGAUUUCCACUGAUCUUUCUCUGAGCUCACAGAUUCUUUUGUCUCCCGUAUCUAAUAUGCUGUUGAGCUUGUCCAGUGAGUUUUCAUUUUGAUUUUUGUUAUUUUUUUGGUUAUUUAAUGUACAUGUUACUUUUUCACAUCUUCUGCUUCCUUGCCUAGUUUGUGAUGCCAAAGAAGGGACUCUGAGGAAACAGGCAAAACUGCAGUCCAGAUUCAUGGUUCUCUGGUGGUUUAGCCUGAUGUUGGAAUGGAAAUCUGAAUUACAUGGAGGAAUGGAAGGCCCGUUAUCCACACAUAUUUCUAAGAACAGCUCUUACAGCUGAGGGUGAUCUGCAGAUUGUUCAGAGUUGUGUUCUCUUGGGAAGAUUGGUGUGUAAAUUUCCUGUUCUUUAAGCUUUGUUACAAGUCCCAGCGGGGACGGAGUGUGAUGUAGUGAGUCAUAAGAAAUACAUAUUUGGAGGACCAAAGCAUUAUUUUCAGACGACCAACUAUAUAUUUCCCAGGUAUGUCUGGUCUUCAUGCACAGCUCUUGAAAACACCGCAGGGACUUAGAGGUGAAAUGGGCGUCUUGUCAAGUUAAUGAAAAACUCUUGGACCCCCACCCAGGGGCAGGGCUGGAGGCUGGAUCAGCCAGUGGCCAGUGAUUUAGUCAAUCGUGACUAUGCAGUGAAGACCUCAGAAAACCCCUUGAGAAGAGCUUACCAAAAGGGAAUUUUGACACCUACUAAGGGUCUCGUGACCAUGAGAAACCUGGUUCUCUGCUUGGGGAGCCAGAACACGUCCAGGUGCCACCAAGCCAGGCCCCAAGCUCCACCAGGAUAGAAACUCUCUUAAUUUGGGACCUUGGCCUAUUCCAUCUGUUCAGCUGGCUGUUAACUUGUAUCCUUCAUUAAACUGGUAAAUGUGUUUUCCUGA